AAGCGAACCCGCCGAACCGAACUAAAAUGCAAUAUGGCCGUCUAAAAUCAACAUGGCCGUAGUAAUGAGUUCCGUUCAACGAGUAAAGUGGAGCAAAGUGAAGUGAAGCAAAGCUUACGAGCAAGCGAGCGUCAACCGAGCAUCAUUCUCGUUAUCUGGACACCAGUAGCUGUUCCAGCUUUCGACUCUACACCAGCCUUCGACACCAGAAGAGUUAUAGAAUAAAGAUGCUGUGGCUGCAUUUGGAAACAUCACCUGAGUGCUCUCGGAUAUCAUUCUAUGAUAGAAUGAUACCCAAGAGCACUCGGGUGACGUUUCUGAACGCAGCCUGUCGGAAGAGUUAAAUGAGGGAGCUACAAUUACAACCAAGAAAAAGAAAUCUAUGAUCACAUUACUUAGCCUGUUGCAAGUUGCAAAGAAGCAGCUGAUUCCACGUGGAUGUAAGAAAGAGCCUACAAUUAGUUGAAAUACGAGAUAUAACGCAUUUGAAUAAGAUAUAUUGAAUAUAUUACUGUUGUGACAAUGAUUUAAGUUAUUUGGCAACUUAUUUAUAAUAAGUAUUAUGUACGAAUUCUAUGAGAAAAAUCUAUAAAUCAUACAUUGUUGCUAUAAAUUCUGAAGCAUUUUAAUUGGAUAUGUUUAAUUUUAGUUAAGUAAAACUGAAUAAAAAGUAAUACAUUAACGCGCACGUAUACGUUGAAUUGUAUACAAAUAUUUUUACAGCGAAUAUUUUUAUAUGCAUUGAAUGGACACGCGACUUAAGUUUUUACGCUAGUGAAUACUUUUCUCCAAAUAUUUUUCUAUGUAAUGUUUUAUAUGCAAAUUAUAACAUUUUAUGUUUGUACUAAAUAUGUAAUAAAACAUGUGAAAUAAAUAAGUUCAAAAAUUUUAUUAAAUAUUAUUAAUUUGGACGUGUACAUGUGUGCAUGUGUGUACGUGUGGGUCAAUGGAAGGGAAGGGGAGUGAGGUGAAAGGGGAAAGAGCGGCCAUAUUGCAUUUUAGUUCGGUUCGGCUGGUUCGCUUGCAGCGGCGGCGCCACAACCGCUGUUCACGAAAAAAGCAUGGGAGAUUACAGCCCCUGGUCUCAUCGCUGCCCAUCCAAGCCCAUCCCAUCGCGUCCAUAGCGUCACUUCUGAAGUUCUGAAUUGUUCUGCGAGUUUCCGUGCUAUUCUCUAACGUGUUUUUAUCAAAUUGCGAUUUUUAAAGCAAAACGUGAAACGUCAUGGGUUGCGAUGGUGGCACUAUUCCUCGCAGAGACGAGCUCGUGAGAGUGAAGAAGAAACCAGAACAAAAAGACAAGGAAGCAGAGUUAGCGUUCAAGUGGAAGCACUGUACGAUACGACAAUUACCAUUGCAAUCACCAGUUGUGGGUUGUAGCUUAGGUCGUCUGUACAGCAAGGAAUCAGUAUUGGAAGGUCUUUUGGAUCGUAAUACUCUCCCAGAAUCUGCCAUACACAUUAAGAACUUGAAAGAUGUGAGGAACCUUAAUUUGACAUCAAACCCAGCAUUUAAUGGUGAUAAGGCUGAGAAAGGUGAUGGUUACAAUGACAGUGGCAAAAGCCCAUAUAUUUGUCCAGUCAUUGGUUUGGAAAUGAAUGGAAAAUACAAGUUCUGUUUCUUGUGGUCAUGUGGAUGUGUAAUGAGCGAACGCGCCCUCAAAGAAGUAAAGAGUACAUCAUGUCAUAAAUGUCAGCAACCAUAUGAAGAGAUGGACAUAGUCAUAUUAAAUGCGGAAGGUGAUGAUCUGGAGCUCAUGAAGGAACGAGUGGCACUUAGGAAAGCUAGUAAAAAAAAGUCUAAGAAGAAAAAGUUAAACGAUGACAUAACAACAGAAGAAAAGACAGACGAAGUAUCCAAGAAGAAGAUGAAAAAGGAGGAGAAAAUCCCUAAAUUAAACAACAAUCAUAAAGAGGCUAAUGAUCCUGCUUAUAAAAAGGCUAAAAGCGAUUACAGCGUUGCAAAGGACCCCAAAGCGUCGGAAGUCUUCAAAAGCAUUUUUACCACUCAUAAAUCUGCUACAGAGCAAGAUAGAGCACACUGGGUUACUUAUAAUCCAUUUUACAAUUGAUGUGUAUAACGUAGAAAUAGAAAUUAUUUCCUCACAGAGGAAAAAAUGUAAAUAAUAACAAAAUUUAAUAAUUUACUUUAUAUAUUUUAACAUGUGUAAGUAACCGAAAUGUUUAAUGUUAUCUCAUUAGAUUAAUAAAAAUAAACUCAAUAAAUCACCUAUAAUUUUAAUAUCAAAA
Monomorium pharaonis (pharaoh ant) is the source of this 2246-nucleotide messenger RNA. Its product is annotated as replication termination factor 2. The transcript has 4 exons. Bases 1223 to 2068 code for a protein of 281 amino acids. NCBI's taxonomy places the organism in Eukaryota, Metazoa, Arthropoda, Insecta, Hymenoptera, Formicidae. Gene Ontology annotation, cellular component: nucleus. The record is from RefSeq and is a predicted model, not a curated record. Gene Ontology annotation, biological process: mitotic DNA replication termination; site-specific DNA replication termination at RTS1 barrier.